AUGGAAUCCAUUGUUAAAAAAGACCAUACUAGGGUAUCCACUACCUUUCCAAAGCCAGAGGUUGCUGUCUCUCAUUUCCAGGAGGGCAUUGUGUUGCUUCUUUCUCGAUGGAAUGCUCUACAAAUGGCUAUUCAAAAUGAGUGGGGUGGCCACGAUUCCCUUCAGAAAUUCCACCAGCUUGUUCUUGAUAUCCUCUCUUGGUUCUCUCAAUCUAAAGGAACACUUUAUAUUGAGGAUUUAGAGAAUUUGCUCCACGAAAGUCUGCUGCUUUCUUUCAACACAGAGAUUGAGGAUGGCAGCAUUGAAGAGGUGAAAGAAAGAAAGGGCUUUGGGGUUUAUAAAUAA
Molecule: messenger RNA, 345 nt
Organism: Dovyalis caffra
Lineage: Eukaryota; Viridiplantae; Streptophyta; Magnoliopsida; Malpighiales; Salicaceae
Source: the annotation of a GenBank genome assembly